GAUGUAAUUGAAUGGGCGUGUUCAAAUUAAAAUGGAGCCAGCAGACAUUGACCUCAACCUUAGCCUCAAUCCUCUCUUUGAACAUAUAGAGUCUGUUCUACUGGAUGUCAUUCGUAUUAGAUCGCAAGAUGAGGAGAAUGGGGAAGAAAAUCUAUUAGAAGGAAUCCUGCACAAUCUUUAUGAUAUUCUAGAUAUCUUGGUGACCCUUGAAGCUACAUGAUAAGCGAGGUUGAUGUUCACCUGGAGGAAUUUAUUGAUGUUUUAUUACCUCUUGCUCACAUCAUGGAGGAACAUGUCACGCGUACUAAUUCGAGGUAUUGGAGACUGGGUAGACCCAGAGUAAAAAUAGAUGAAGUUCAACUCGAAUUCCUAAUUGAAAGUAGCUUUAGAGUAUCUGACAUUGCAGCAAUGUUUGGAUGUUCAAAACGGACAAUAGAAAGAAGGAUAAAUUACCUGGGGCUCAAUCGAUAUUCAUGUAUAUCAGAGAAUGACUUAGACAGUCGUGUCAGGGAAAUUAUACAAAUGCAUCCUAACUGUGGUGAAAAAUCUGUGACCGGUCGAUUAAGAAGCUAUGGAAUAAGAGUGCAGAGGCAAAGAAUACGUGAUUCUCUUGAAAGAGUUGAUCCUGAUGGUGUAGUUAAUUGUAUGAGGCGGGUGCUGCACAGGAGGAGUUACACAGUACGUUCCCCUAACUCACUUUGGCACCUAGAUGGCUAUCAUAAACUGAUUAGGUGGAAAUUCGUGAUACAUGGAGCUAUCGAUGGGUUUAGCCGGUUAAUUAUGUUUCUAAAAGUCUCAAACAACAAUCGUGCCAGUUCUGUUCUCUCAGGAUUUAUGGAAGCUCUUCAAGAAUAUGGCCUUCCUUCUCGGAUUAGAACUGACAGAGGGGGAGAAAAUGUUCAAGUCUCCGAGUACAUGCUUCGCCAUCCUGACAGGGGUCCUGGUAGAGGUAGUGUGAUAGCAGGUCGUAGCAUACACAACCAAAGAAUAGAAAGGCUUUGGCGAGAUCUGUACUCUGGAUGCAUAUCGUUUUUUUAUAACUUCUUUUACUUUCUUGAAGAUGCAGGAUUACUUAAUAUUAAUGAUCCUUUAGAUCUGUACACACUACACUUGGUUAUGCUUCCAGUUAUCCAACACCAGUUGGAUUUAUUUCGUGAAGGUUGGGCAAACCAUUCACUGAGGAUGGAAAACAAUAAAACACCACUCCAACUUUGGACAACUGGUUUUGUGAACUGUGAUUUAAAUAAUAGAGAAGUGACUGGCUUAGAGUCUGAUGUAUUUCAUGGGCAGCAUGAAGCAGUGGCUGAUAGAAACAACGAUACAGUUAUAGUUGAUGAGCUACCGCAGUAUCUUAGCCAGAGAGAUUAUGAGUGGCUUCAAUUGCAGCUCAAUAGCACAGAUGGGUUCUCUCAAGAAGUUCUGCUUUGUAACUAUGUCAUUGCAACUGCUUACAUACAUAAUAACUGUGAUUUGUAACAUCUUGUAUUAUUACCAAGUAUCAAAAGUGAUUA
This is a messenger RNA of Amphimedon queenslandica, 1511 nucleotides long. RefSeq lists its product as uncharacterized. Gene Ontology annotation, molecular function: nucleic acid binding. The transcript has 2 exons. The coding region runs from base 217 to 1476 and encodes 419 amino acids. Gene Ontology annotation, biological process: DNA integration. NCBI's taxonomy places the organism in Eukaryota, Metazoa, Porifera, Demospongiae, Haplosclerida, Niphatidae. The record is from RefSeq and is a predicted model, not a curated record.